UUUUCGUUCCCCCACAAUCGGCCCCGUCGCGGCGCGGCUCCCCCUCCUGCCGGGGGGGGGGGCGCGGCGCCUGCGCCAGUCCUGCGCCCCGCCCUGCGCCUCCCAGGGGGGGGGGGGCUCGCCGCAGGCAGGCCGCAUGGCCCUCCGUCGCCCCGCGGGGGCGGAGGAGCUCAAUGUUGACGAGAUCAUCGAGAAGUGUUUCGAGGCGAAGGGACAUAAGCCGGGCAAGCUCGUCCAGGUCCCGGAGCCGCAGCUGAAGGCGCUGUGCAGCGCGAUGCGGGACGUCGUGCUGGGGCAGAGCGCCCUCCUGGAGCUGGAGGCCCCGCUGAGGAUAUGUGGAGAUAUCCACGGCCAGUACCACGAUCUGCUGAGGCUCCUGGAGUACGGCGGCUACCCUCCAGAAAACAAUUAUCUGUUCCUCGGCGACUACGUGGACCGCGGCAAGCAGAGCCUCGAGGUUAUCACGCUCCUCUUCGCGUACAAGGUCAAGUACCCGGAGAACUUUUUCACGCUCCGUGGGAACCACGAGUGCGCGUCCAUUACCCGCAUCUACGGCUUCUACGACGAGUGCAAACGCCGUUACAACAUCAAGUUGUGGAAGACGUUCUGCGAUGUCUUCAACACAUUGCCGGUGUGCGCCCUGAUCGACGAGAAGAUCAUUUGCAUGCACGGUGGCUUAUCGCCCGAGAUCACCAAUAUGGACCAGGUCCGCAGGAUCACUCGGCCCACAGACGUGCCAGACACAGGGGUGAUAUGCGAUUUGCUGUGGGCCGACCCUGACAAGGACAUCACAGGGUGGGCCGAGAACGACCGCGGCGUGUCGUUCAUCUUCGGCCCCGACGUCGUGACGUCCUUCCUUCAACGGCAAGACAUGGACCUGGUCUGCCGGGCCCACCAGGUAGUAGAGGACGGAUACGAGUUCUUCGCUAAGAGGCAGCUCAUCACCUUGUUCAGCGCGCCGAACUACUGUGGGGAGUUCGACAAUGCCGGCGCCAUGAUGCACAUCGAUGUAACGCUGAUGUGCAGUUUUAAGGUGCUGAAGCCCGUGAAGGGCAAGAAGCCAUGA
This is a messenger RNA of Prorocentrum cordatum, 1066 nucleotides long. The record is from the annotation of a GenBank genome assembly. Lineage: Eukaryota; Dinophyceae; Prorocentrales; Prorocentraceae.